Messenger RNA from Scomber scombrus (Atlantic mackerel), 3054 nucleotides. RefSeq names its product E3 ubiquitin-protein ligase rnf146-like. Gene Ontology annotation, biological process: Wnt signaling pathway; ubiquitin-dependent protein catabolic process. The transcript has 3 exons. Gene Ontology annotation, cellular component: cytoplasm; nucleus. Lineage: Eukaryota; Metazoa; Chordata; Actinopteri; Scombriformes; Scombridae. Gene Ontology annotation, molecular function: ubiquitin protein ligase activity; zinc ion binding; poly-ADP-D-ribose binding. The coding region runs from base 215 to 1375 and encodes 386 amino acids. The record is from RefSeq and is a predicted model, not a curated record.
UCGACGUCUUUAUCUCUCGGCUUCUUUUUUUCGAGGAAAACAAAAGCCAGUUAACAUCGGGAAUACGCAAAAUUAGCAUUGGAAAUUAGUGCCGUUACAUGAAUUGUGACUGUACACCAGAGCAACACAGCGAUAUCUAACGUGGAGAAUUUGAGGGUCCAUCAGCACUCCUAAUGAUACAUCAGCAUUAAGGCUACAUCCAUACUUCCUAAGGAUGGCUAGUUGUGGGGAGGUAGACCACUCUGUUAGCUCGCUUCCCACCAGUAAGAAGGGCGGCAACAGUGGUGGUGGAAGUGGGAACAGUGCAGAAUCAUCAUGUUCCAGCUCCAGCAACUCAUCCCCAGCCCUGCCUGUACCGGAGUGUGCCAUCUGUCUGCAGAGCUGCGUCCACCCAGUCCAACUGCCAUGCCAUCACGUCUUCUGUUUCCUGUGUGUGAAGGGAGCAUCCUGGCAGAGCAAACGCUGUGCGCUCUGUAGACAGGAAGUACCGGAUGACUUCCUGGAAAGGCCAACCCUUCUCUCUCCGGAGGAGCUGAAAGCAUCGGCAGGCGGUCGGGGUGGGGCAGCAAGUGAUCACGCCUGGUACUACGAGGGCCGUAACGGUUGGUGGCAGUAUGAUGAGCGAACCAGCCGCGAGCUGGAGGACGCUUUCUCCAAGGGCAAGAAGACAGCUGAAAUGCUGAUUGCUGGGUUUUUGUAUGUAGCCGACUUGGAGAACAUGGUGCAGUACAGGCGCAACGAGCACGGUCGUAGACGCAAGAUGAAGAGGGACGUUUUGGAUAUCCCCAAGAAGGGAGUGGCGGGACUGCGUUUGGACACUGAGGGUGGCACUGGGGCAAUAGGAGCAGCAGGUCGAGAAAACUCAGCUGAUGGGGCUGAUACCACAGUAGCAGGUGUACAACAGCAGGUUACAGGUAUCUCCUCUACUGUUACAGCCCCUUCAGCAACUACCAGACCACCCACUUCCUUGGGCGGUCAGCCGGGCAGCAGCAGCAGCAGCCCCUCUCUGGAGGAUGCUCUUGCACAGCUGCAAAUCAGCCCCAGGCCCACUCCCUCCCAUGAGCGGUCUGAGGCUGGCGAAGGAGAAGAAGAAGACGAGGAGGAGGCGGCUUCACCCUCCAGGUCCUCUGACCCUCACACCUCUGUGGACGAGUCUGGCUCUGGAGACUGGAGCGAUGAUGAGGAAGAGGAGGACGAAGAGGAAGGAGGAGACGGAGAGCGCGUGGAGCCUUGGGAGGGUAGGCCACGGAGGCAAAGACUGAACCCAGAGGACAGAGCCCCCCCUGGCGCAGAGUCCACCUCUCCCUCUUCCUCAUCCAGUAGCACUGGAAGGUCCAGAAUGCCUGAUGGCCAGUGUACAGUGACUGAAGUGUAAAGUCGUCAUUGAUACCAUCAUCACCAUCAUUGAUACCAUCAUAAUGAAGCCUUUCCUUCACCAAAUGGCUUUGUUCCAUUCCGUUAAUUUAUUCUUUACUUUAUGCUGUCGUUCACUGUGUCACAGAUCGGAUGUGGGUGGUUUGCUUGGUACCAGACAAAUGAAGCAUUACACACUAAAUAACAAAUAUAACCAAGUUUUUCAGUUCACAGGUUAGGUUUAGCAGCCUCCUUUUGGCUCACAGUGAUCCAGAUGUAUAUGAGUGACUUGUUUGUCACCAGCUAGUAGGGCUAAUGUUGGUUUCCAUGUUCUAGUACUGAGUGUUCUGGUACCUAGACAGGAACUAGAGCUGUUUGCCAGCAGUCAGAUGGAUACAGCAUGUUGUUGUGAGCCACGGGAUCUCAGAUUCAUAAUUGUCUAUCCAGCACAUCAUGUGAGGUAGGUGUAACAGACCUUGAGCGGUUUGGUUGCAGGCUGUCUGUUCUUUAUCAGAAAAGUGGAAGUUAAAAGGUAAAAGUGUUUUGCCAAAUUGCUUCUGCAGAGGCGAGGUAUCCUUUAGUUUAAAUGUAUGAUCCCAGUACCCAAAAGAACUCUGGGAAUCCGAAUCAGAUCUGUGACAUGAAGUGAGAGAAAGCAUGAAAGGGGAUCCUACUCCCAGCAAUGGAACUGUAAUGUCAUUAUCAUUAUCAUGAAUGGAUACAUUCUAAUCAUCUACACGUUAACUCUCUCAGCUAACAUAGCACGCAGGAAUGACCUUCUUAGAGCUCAUCUGAUUAUUCUUACAAAGAAUUAAUUCCUUGAUAACUUGUUCCCAGCUUCCACCCUGUGUAGUUUUGUUGCUUCAGAUUUAAGUGUAUGAAGCCUUUCCUUCAAAAUUCUGAAACGUAACUUUUGUCAUUUUGAAACAGAUUGUUUGGUUUAAGAAAAUCUUUGGGAUGUUUAUCCUCAUUCAGAGAAGAAACAGGAGUGCUAAUUCAUGCUUAAUGUUUUCCAGCAUAUUAAUGUAACUCGAGAGCGUGCAGGAUUAUUUGGCUGCCUAACCAGGGUUGUCUUAGAUUUCAUUUCAGUUAAUUCUGAAGAGAUUAAGAAACCUGAUUUUAAAUGAAUGUGCAUAAAUAAAUUACAUAUAAAAUUCUCUAUUAAAGACUUUUCUCAGCUUGAAAUAAUUGGAAUUUUAAUGUGAAUUAUCAGUGUUUUCAUUUUUAAAGCCGUUGAGGUGUCUGAUGCCUCAUCAGUAUUGUACCUGAUCAAAGUAUUCUCAAUUGGUGUGUCGCUAAAAUGUUGUGAUUUGUGCAUGUUCGAAGAGAGAGUUAUUUCAACACUACUGGUCAGCAGGAUGUUGAGAAUUGAUAUCUUGGGGUUUAGUUUCAGUAAAUGUUUUUAUUUUGUGUUUGUUUUGCGUUUCUUAUGGUUGUAAAUCCUAUCUUACGUGUGAUGUCCAAGGCAGUAAGAGAACAAGAACAUGCCAUCGCUAGUGGCCACCCUGCAGAAAUUUCAAGUUCUUCUUUUUCUAUUUCUUACGUGCUUAUAUCAUCAGCUCACUAUUAGACUCUCCAUUCUGAAGAAUACAGUUUGUGUAACAGUUUUUGCUUGGCAACUUUCUUUUGUUUUGUUACAUUGUUUGUAAUUUAAGAAUAAAUUGUCAUUUCAUCAUCCUACAAGGAUCUGCUUUUUGUCCU